AUGGCCAUGCAGCUUGACAAUAGCGCGACGCUCAAACCCGCUGAGUCGGCUCUGCUUAGUCGCCGUCGCCGUCGCAAGUCACUCCCUUCACGUCAAGGAACAUCGGCCGAUCCAACGUCGCCUGAAGUGAUCUCAUCGCUAAUCUCGUCCCUCUCAACCAUCUCCGUGCCCCUGAACUCGCAUUUCGACAACGUGCCCCGAAUCGACUCUAAGGACUCUUCUGAUCCUGGCUUGCCCGACGUGCCGCACACGGCACCGUGUUUCACUAUCCCUCCGUCCCAGCAAAAUGGAUUUGGAAUGAGCUUCGGCAGCCACAUCGAGGAACCAGAACCCCCUAGCUGCCCAUUCUUGCAUCCAGAUGAUGCGGCGCUGUCACCCGUCAUCCGCAUGGCCAGAGCGCCGCCGUCGCCGAAAUCCCCCAAGUCGCCCAGAUUCAAACCCUUCAGUAAACAGACCGAUUCUGCCCGACCCGCAUCGAGGGACUCAUAUUCGUCAGUAAGGGUUCCGGAAGAGGAAUCUACAUUCGGAACGAUCACUACGGAACCUGGUCCCCGUCUUUCAACCGCGGUCAGCCUCGCCUCUAAUAGUUCUGGGGGUCGGACCAAGAGUUUGAAAGGCACAUUUGGAUUGCUAAGGAAAUCCUCAUCACGAGAUUUAUCAGGCGACAAGGACACUCCGCUCGAACGUCUACGAAAGACGAGUAGUCUCAACGACAGUUUGCGACACGUGCCUCGCAGUAGGGCUAGUUUGCGCUCCAUGCAUUCCAUGGCGGAUGUGGCCGAGGAGGCGGGUUCCAAAGAUGGAGCGAGUACACCUCCCGCCAAAGAGCAUCCCUCUGCUCAGAGCACACCGGACCAGAACAACCCGGGCGGGAUUGGAAGCGGUAGAAUUAUUCCCACUCGCGAUUCCUCUCUUCGACACCGACACAGCCAAUCCUCAGGGAAACGAAGAUCCGCUCGCCACAGCCGAUACCCAUCCACUGCCAGUAAAGAGUCCAGUCCAGAGAAUGGACUACCAGGCUCGAGUAAUGAUGCCGAACAGGUUACUCGGAGAAUCCAGGAGUUGAAAGAUCAACAACAGAGGAUCAAGACCGAACUAGAAGUAGACGAUACCCCUGGGAAAUCCACGAAGACCACACCGGUAAAGUCAAAGCCUCCACGCAGUACUAGUCAGGCCCUGAAUGGAGCCCUGAACGGGCCGGUGAAGGUUGGUCGUUCUGUCUUGAAUGAUAGCGCACCAUCGCCUUCUGUCAUGACCGGUAAAAGUCGAACUGGAAAGACUGGGGUCCCGUUGGCAUCGAAGCCGACCAACAUUGCGCCCCAGAUGCCAAAGUCGUCUGAAAAGUUCGACGAAAAAUCACGAUACAGGACGUCUCUGGAGCCCGUCUCACCCACGCCAGGCCAUCGUCGAUCACCUUCGGGCCCAAGCAUUGCUGCUCGCUCCUCGAUCAAUCACGAACGUCCAUCCAGUGCUGAUUCAAUUGAUCUGGCGGUCCAAGAAUACACAUUCUCUCCGAAACUGACCCAGAAGGUGAUACAUCCUACCACUGGCCGUACUAUCGCAUUUUCGGAGGUAGGUGACCCCAAAGGUCAUGUUGUUCUCUGUUGCCUUGGAAUGGGUCUCACCCGCUAUCUCCCGGCAUUUUAUGAUGAAUUGGCUCGGACACUCAACCUGAGACUGGUCACUCUGGAUCGUCCCGGUGUGGGUGAAAGUGGACCACACCAAGUUGACGAACCGAGCAACCCUCUCAGCUGGCCUGAUGACGUUGCUAUUGUUUGUAACUACUUACGAGUUACCAAAUUCUCCAUUCUGGCCCACUCCGCCGGGGCAAUAUACGCCCUGGCCACGGCUCUUCGAAUUCCACAGCAUAUUCGUGGACGCAUUCAUCUUUUGGCCCCUUGGAUUCCUCCAUCUCAACUUUCCAGCCUCGGCUCCCAAAAGGAACCGGCUCCUACUAAUGCAGUCCCUUACUCACAACGCAUCCUCCGCGCUCUCCCAACUUCUCUCCUCAAGGUGGCCAAUACCAGUUUUAUGAGCGCCACCAGUGCAAGCAUCACGACCAGUCUCCCCAAAUCUCCCAAGCGGGUCAAGCGCAAGGCUAUCAAAGAAGCACCGGCCGCCGAUACAGACUCCGUUGCGCAAGAUAUCGCUGAAGCCCAGGCACAAAAAGAUGUGAAGCCAUCCAGUCAUUCCCACGCUUCGUAUAGAAAGAGUGACGCAACCCUUGGGUCUCGUGCAAAGUCCCCCGAGGAGGAGCGCGAACGACAACAGGACUAUGAUCACCGCCUAACACACAGGAUCUGGGAACUUGCCACCGCCAACGCCAACCCGGCGGUCGACUUGUUGAUCUGUUUGGAACGCCGUCAAACCAUCGGAUUCCGCUACGUGGAUAUCACCCGAUCCGUCGUGAUCCACCACGGCAGCAAGGAUACCCGCGUACCCGUGGAGAAUAUCAACUGGCUGGGCAAAACCAUGCGGCGCUGUGAGGUGCGAAUUCUUGAAGGCGAGGGUCACGGUCUCAUGGCCUCGGCCGGUGUGAUGGGCAGUGUCCUCACGGAGAUUGCCAAGGAGUGGGAAGACUGGACGACUAUUGUCCAGGGCAAGCGCCGAGCAACCGCUCAUGCCGCCCGACCAGGGCUCUCCAUCCAAACCCGAUGA
Penicillium odoratum is the source of this 2658-nucleotide messenger RNA. Its product is annotated as alpha/beta fold hydrolase. The record is from RefSeq and is a predicted model, not a curated record. The coding region runs from base 1 to 2658 and encodes 885 amino acids. NCBI's taxonomy places the organism in Eukaryota, Fungi, Ascomycota, Eurotiomycetes, Eurotiales, Aspergillaceae. The transcript is spliced from 2 exons.